This is a messenger RNA of Neltuma alba, 1101 nucleotides long. RefSeq lists its product as uncharacterized. NCBI's taxonomy places the organism in Eukaryota, Viridiplantae, Streptophyta, Magnoliopsida, Fabales, Fabaceae. The transcript has a single exon. Bases 1 to 1101 code for a protein of 366 amino acids. The record is from RefSeq and is a predicted model, not a curated record.
AUGGAUAAACUAAAAAUCAGAAAACAAUUUGAAGAAUGGAAAAGGUUUCAAGAAGAACAAAAGAAACUUGAAAGUUUUCCCCCAAGGACUCUAAUUAUUAGAGAACCAGCACCUGAUGCUACUUUAGAAGAAAAAGUAGAAACAUCCACUAUAAGUAGUAAGGAUGAAGUCCAGAAAUUAGAUUCCCAAAUAGAUGAAUAUUUAGGAGAAUCUACAGAUUACGGGUUAGAACAAACUCUAGUCCAGCAAACACUUAACACCUUAAAUUUGGAAGAUGUUAAGGUCAACCAUGAACAACGUCCAGGAAAAGAACAUGUUAAACCAGAAGCAGGUCAGCCAUCAGUCGCUAGACCAAAUCCUCCAGAUGAUUCUUCAGUAGAUGAAGAAAUAGAAACAGAAUUACCAGAUUGGCAAAAACCAGCCCAAGAUGCUUGGCGUUAUCCUUUAGAGCCAAGAUAUACCACAUACGGAUAUGAACCAGUAGAUAACCCUUUAGAGCCCAUAAAGCCCUCAGGAGUUAUCCUCAACCUUGAUUGUGAGGUAAAACCAGGAGAAAAAAUUUCCCAAUGGAUCAAAGAAAGUUCAGCUGUAAUCUAUAAAGAAAAUAUGACUGUUGAUCAGGCAUAUAACUUCUUGACGAUGGCUACAACUGGAAGCGUAUCAUAUUUCUUUGAUAACAUUUUCAGAGAAUCCAAAAGGGACAUUCUGUCAUCUCAUGAUGUUCCAACCCUCAUAGAAAAACUAGAAAAUUUUGUAUGGUGGGAAUUUGUAGGUACAAACCUACGCCAGACAGAACAAGAAUACAGAGACCAAAUGAGAGAGGAAACCAAGAGAAAACUUAGCUCCUUGCAACUAUGUAAUCCUUGUUACCUUAAAGAAUAUUUGUGUCAAUUCCAGAAUAUUUUCCAUAAAGGUUUCUUCGGAACCGCCUUAGAAAAUGAAUACCAAAUCUAUUCAGAUAUGAUAUUCAGAAAAAUCCAGGAACCAUGGGGUAGUGUAGUCCUAAACGAUUACUACGCCAAAUUUCCAAAUGAGAAUAUUAUAAACCAUACCAUAGGUAAGAAAGCCUCUUACAUAAGAGAAUGGUUUGAAUAUCUCUGA